AUGUCAGGAAUCUUCAGCAACCGCCUCAAGCUUCCGCUCCAUCUUGUGGAGCUGUUCUUGAUCAUCGCAGUCCUGAUCUUGUCAGUCGUGCGAAUGCUGAAGCAGCCAGCCAAUGCCCCAAGGGGACGAUCAAACACCAUGGCACUGGGAAUGAGUGCAAAGUCCCUUAUCAUUUUGUUGUACCAGCUAUUAUCAGAACACGUACAUGCAUUCAAGAAGUGGUCUAGCCUUAAAGCCUACGUUAUCCUAAAUGCGCUUGAGAUUGUUUUCUGGGGUGCAGUGGUGUUCAUGAUGAUACAAGCAAACAUCAACUUCUGCGAGGGCUUCACUUGUACGCUGAGCUGGAUUGUAGUCGUUCUCGGCAUACUCAUGAGCACGAUCGCGUUCUACUUGACUAUCAUCACCUGGUUGGACUUCAGGCACUUCCGUGCAAGCGGAACCCACCGCGGCCGACACCCUCAAGCAAACCAUGCAAAGGUGCCGUCAACUGACAGCAUUGUGAUGAAUGAGGAAUUGCUGCAUGAGCGACGAUAUGCGCAUCCCCAGGUGUCCCCUCCAGUCUAUCAGUCAGGGGGUGGUUAUCAUCCUGGGGGCGCCUAUGCUUCUCGCUCCCCGUCCCCGUGGCGACAAAGUGAUUAA
Molecule: messenger RNA, 639 nt
Organism: Clonostachys byssicola
Lineage: Eukaryota; Fungi; Ascomycota; Sordariomycetes; Hypocreales; Bionectriaceae
Source: the annotation of a GenBank genome assembly